UUGUAUUGUUAGAAAUGAAUUACAAGUCAAAGUAAAUUUAGAAUUUUUGGAUUUAGGGUUGUAUACACAGGUCUGUCAACAGAGAUUACUUUUGCAUAAAAUGUUACUUAAUAUGUUACUAUAUACAUAAUAACAUAAAACAAAGAUAUGAAACACUCUCACUGUCAAACUCUGUCUCUUUUUGUUGAGUGUUAGCUUUAAGUAAAAAUUAGUCAUUAUAAAAAAGUUUUUGUUAUUGGAAAUAACAAGCAACAAUCUCUUCAAACAUGUACAACUAGUGCACUACAUGUAGCUCAACAACAAUAACUACAAUUAAUAUUUGACAUAUCAAUUGUGUUCUCUUGAGGACACAUAAUAGAUUCAUAAGAACAAACAUUGCCUGGUAGGUUUACAAAUGCAAAUAUAUAUUUUUAACAACUAUAGAUCCAGACACAGAUCAGCAGCUAAUGCUGUAAUGAUUUUGCCAUGGCAUGGAUAACCACAUGACAUUGAAUUGAUUCAUGAAUGUAUGUGUGCUGCACUUCUGAAACAUUUGUUAAUAACUGAUAACAUUUUACAAAUACUGAUAACCAGGCAUGGCAAUGGUGGGCUUUGCGUGAUUGAGCACCUGCUCUUUUUUUCUUGUUGGAGUGAAAGUGCCCCAUGAUCCUGAAAGGAGGAUAAGAUAAAUGUUAAUGUGUGACCAAAAUCCUUCUAGAUCUAUUGCUAGAACUAAAAUAACUAUUUGCAGUUGUCAAGUUAGUAUAUCUCCUGACUUUUGACCAGGAAGUAUGAAACUGCUUUACAGACACACCUCUUUACACGUGACUCCAAAAGCAAUUUUAGCAUCUAGGAAAGUGAAACUUAUGUGACUCCAAAAGGAGGAAGCUAUUUUAGCAUCUGGGAAAGUGAAACUUAUGCUUAGUUUAUAUGUUUUGUCUUUGUGUGCCUCUAUAUUCGUUCAGUAAAAUGGCAGAGGUGAGAAUUUCAGUGGAUCAGAUUGAGUUUAUGUGUCCAGUGUGUUUGGAUCUCCUAAAGGAUCCGGUGACCCUCCACUGCGGACACAGCUAUUGUAAGAGCUGUAUUACAGACUUCUGGGAUCAGGAGUAUGAGAAGAGAAUCUACAGCUGCCCUCAGUGUAGACAGAGCUUCACUCCAAGACCUGCUUUAGCUAAAAACACCAUGCUGGCUGAAGUGGUGGAGAAGCUCAAAAAGACUAAACCUCCUGCUGACUGUUGUGCUGGAGCUGGAGAUGUGCAGUGUGAUGCCUGUACUGGAACAAAAUACAAAGCCGUCAAGUCCUGUCUGCAGUGUCAAGAAUCUUACUGUCAAACUCAUUUUGAGCGUCAUGAGGAGUUUCACUCUCGUAAACCACACAAAGUGAUUGAUGCAACUGGACAACUGCGGGACAUGAUCUGCCAGAAACAUGGGAAAGAGCUGGAAAUCUACUGUAUUACUGACCAACAAUGCAUCUGUGAGCUGUGUAAGGAGUAUGAACAUAAAAACCACGCAACUGUAUCAACAGCAGAACAGAUGACAGAGAAACAGCAAGAGCUGAAGGAGAGGCAGGUAAAGCUUCAGCAGAGAGAGAAAGCUCUUCGGAAACUGAAAAAUGCAGUGGAGUCUCAAAAGCGAUCUGCACAGACAGCAGUGGAGGACACUGAGAAGAUCUUUACUGAGCUCAUCCGCUCCAUUCAGAAAAAACGUACUGAGCUCACACAGGUAAUCAGUUCUGCAGAAAAGACUGCAGUGAGUCAAGCUGAAGAACACAUGGAGUAUCUGGAGCAAGAGAUUGAAGAUCUGAGGAGGAGAAACGCUGAGCUGGAGCAGCUUUCACAAACACAGGAACAUGUUAAUUUCCUGCAGAGAUUUCAGUCUCUCCCAGCUCCUCUUGAAUCUACAGAUGGUUACUUCAGUUCUUUCUUGUGUUUUGAUGCUAUGAAAGAAUCUGUCCAUGAGCUGAAGAGCAAACUGGAGAAUUUGUGCAAAGAGGAGAUCAAGAUGAUCUUAGACAGAGUCACCAGCUUUGUUCCCAAGACCAGGAAUGACUUCCUACAGUAUUCCAUUAAGCUCACUCUGGAUUUACACACAGCUCACAAAUGUCUGUCUAAGAAAAGAAAAGUUGUUACUUGUACUAAAAAAGAGCAGCCAUAUCCUGAUCAUCCAGACAGAUUUCAUGACUGGCCUCAGGUUUUGUGUACAGAGAGAGUGCGGGGACGCCGUUACUGGGAGGUGGAGUGGAGUGGAGAUAAAGGUGUAUGUAUAUCAGCAUCUUAUAAGAGCAUCAGCAGGACGGGAACUGGUAAUGAGUGUGCAUUUGGAGGAAAUGACCAUUCCUGGAGUUUGUUCUGUUCUCCAUUAAGAUAUUUAUUUUGGCACAAUAAUAUUCAGUCUGAUCUAACUGUAAAGCCUAACAGCCAUAAAAUAGGAGUAUAUGUGGAUGUAGGAGCGGGAACUCUGUCCUUCUACAACGUGUCUGACGAAAUGAGCCUGAUUCACACAUUCCAGACGACAUUCACCCAGCCGCUGUUCCCUGGGUUUACUGUUGGCUUUGGAUCAUCAGUGAAACUGAAACAUAGAUAGAUUGUAGCAUAAAUUAUAGAGUGAUUUUAUUUAAAAUCCUCUAAGCUGAAUGAAGAAUCAGUAAUGGGGAGAUUUUUUUUUUUGCCUCUUUUCUCUUACAUUAAUGCUACAGAACAUCUACAACUGUGACUAAAAUAACACAUCUGAAUAAAUGUGAAUCAAGUUCUCAUGUGA
Messenger RNA from Danio rerio (zebrafish), 2736 nucleotides. Lineage: Eukaryota; Metazoa; Chordata; Actinopteri; Cypriniformes; Danionidae. The record is from RefSeq and is a predicted model, not a curated record.